CCGAAAUAUGCCGAAAUACAGUUUUCAAUACAUGCCAAAAACUUGUCAGAUUGAAGUGUCAUGGUGGGGAGCAUUCGUUUGUUUGUCUCACCUUCCUUCCUCUCAAAGAGUUCACUUGUGUGCAGAUGCCAUCUAUUGUUUUGUGGCCGGACACUGCAACAACACAGAGGUGAAUGAAACAACAACAAUAGAAGAGGCAAGUGCCUUUUGUGACAAGCACUACGGUGAGAGGUGGACAAAGAUUGGCUGGAAAGACUUCAUGGCUGUGUUGGCUCGUGCACUGGAAAUGGGCACCACACACCAGAUUCCAAAGGAGUGGAAUGUGACUGGCUGGAACUCUUUGAUGAAGCUGGCCCACCAUGAAGCAGACAUAUCGGCCAUGACUGCAUGUGCAAUGGGCAACUUUCAGUGUGAUGUUGCUUACUGCAAAAAGAAUUAUUGCACUUCUCCAAAGUAUCGAGCAAAAUUUGGGAACUUGUCGUGGUCCUACGAAGGAUGAUUAGCAACGAAUGUGCACACGUUUGUAUGUUAGCAUUUCUUAGUAGGUGAUCUCUGAAGGAAGCACCUGUCCAUAGGUCUGAUCAACAAGACGAUUGCCACAGCUUCCAAA
Durusdinium trenchii is the source of this 610-nucleotide messenger RNA. The record is from the annotation of a GenBank genome assembly. Lineage: Eukaryota; Dinophyceae; Suessiales; Symbiodiniaceae.